Capronia epimyces CBS 606.96 is the source of this 1407-nucleotide messenger RNA. RefSeq lists its product as uncharacterized. Bases 1 to 1407 code for a protein of 468 amino acids. The transcript is spliced from 7 exons. Lineage: Eukaryota; Fungi; Ascomycota; Eurotiomycetes; Chaetothyriales; Herpotrichiellaceae. The record is from RefSeq and is a predicted model, not a curated record.
AUGUCGCUCCAGAAGAUCAAGCACCUUCUUCGCAACCCCUACACCCAAAACUUCAUCAUCGGCAUAGAGAUUGGUCUCACAGGAGGGCUCUAUGUGGCGCUGAAUCUACUCGGGGCCGCGGGUGGCAAGCCAGACUCAGCAUCCACCAUCAACACCGCCAACUCCGUUCUUUGUGCCUGUUAUGCGGUGUCGGCCUUUUUUGGGGGCACCGUCCUGAACAAACUCGGUCCUGCCAUCACUGCCUGUUUGGGCACCGUUGGCUACACUCUCUACAUCGGCAGUCUGUGGCAUUUUGAUCAAUAUGCAGUAGCAGCGUUCCCCAUUUUUGCAGCCGCGUGUCUUGGUAUCUCCAUGUCUUAUUCCGAAGAGAAUGAGCGUGGUAGCUUCGUGGCCGUCUCACUCAAUCUCCAAGCCGUCGGCUCUAUCAUCGGUGGAUUCAUUCCUUUGAUCAUCAAUCGCAACAAGGCUACCAGCGCCGGCGUGCCAGUGGUGGUGUACGCCGUUUUCAUCGCGAUGGAUAUCGUGGCGGCAGUAUUGGCCUUCACCCUUCAACCCCCGGGCAAGGUGAUUCGAAAAGACGGCACCAACAUUGCCGACCUUAAACCCCGUACAUUGAUGCAAGAGCUUGUCGGCAAUUUCGAGGCUCUCAAGGACUGGAAACUCUGGAUCAUGCUUCCCGCAUUCCUUCCUUCUCAGAGCUACCUUGUCUACGGCGGCUCGGUCAAUGUCUAUCUGAACAGCUUACGGGCACGAAGUCUCCUGUCAUUCUGCGCCGUCACUCUCCAAGUCUUCCUUGCCUGGGGUCUUCGUUGGCUGCUCGACUACCAGAAGUUCAGCCGACGAACCCGGGCUCUGGCCGGUCUGACCGUGGUUGGAGUACCUCUGAUGGCUGCCUGGAUCUGGGAAGUCAUCCGCGUGCGACAUUACGACCGGCACCGGCCUCCCACUGAUCCGACCGACUGGGACGAGGGCCGAUUUGCCCCGGUCUUCAUCUUGUUCAUGCUGAACUGGUGCGCCUCGGCGCUCUUCCAGUACGUCAUCAUGUACUUUUUAGGAUGCUUCACCAACAACCCUCGCAAGGCGGCCAACAAUGCGGGCAUCUUCCGAGCCUUCCUGGCCGUGGGUGAGGCCGUCUCAUUCGCCGUGGACAGUCGCAAGACCAAAUACGUCAUCGAAGCCGGCCUCAUCCUGGCCUUCUACGCCGUCGGUCUCUUACUUAUGGGCUAUCUGGCCGUGUUUCACAUCGGAGAGUCCAAAUACUUCCAAGAGGAGGAGGUCACCAUUCCAGAGCACGUCAAACUCGAGCACCAGCACCGGCUGGAAGCAACCGAGGGUGUUGACCCGGCCGACAAGAUUGAGAUUGGGUUUGAGAGCAAAAGCAAGAAAUCCGUUGAAGUUGGACCUUGA